UCCACUCCUGGAGACUGCUUGCAAAACAAAGUUUGCAUGCUUGGGAAAUUGACUCAGAAGGAGCUUGGUUGAUAGUUCGCCUUUAAGUAGAAGUUUGUUUUAUGGUUGAGGGUGUGACUGUUUGCUGUGUUGGACGUUCAUGGCCACAAAAUGUUGAAGCAGCUACUUUUCUACAACAGCCUUUUAUGAAAAGUUGCUCUGACUUUGAUUUGCUUCCUGCUCAGGUCAUCAUUGCUGUUUAGCCAUAAGGAGCUACAGCAGAGAGAUCCAGGAGGGGAAUGUUGCUUGUAUGAACCCUGGGAGUAGUACUGGUACCUCCCUGCUUUAUUGUUAUAGUUAGAGUGGAGCGAUUCCUGCAUUGCUUUGGCUGUUCGAAGGUCUGCUGGAGUUCACUGGCAGCCCAUGGUUGAUGCCACCGGUGCUGGCUGGUCCCAGUGAAAUGGCCAGUCUUUGUCUGCUCCGUAGCCGGUGUCACCUGGGCACUACGUCGCUUCUUUCUGUCUUCAGGAGUUGUUUCCUUGAGUUAAGUCCUGUUGGGUAAGAAGGCUGAGUUCUGUCCUAAAGCAGGGUAUUUCCAGUUCGAUCGUAUGCAGUGUGCCACCAGAUGCAUGUUCUGCAGUCGGUUGGGCAAUAAAGUGGUGGGUGAACGAAGGUGGUGGGGUGGCUGGACAAGCAGCUUUAGAGGCUGGAGCAGCUCGGCUGGGUAACAGGUUUUCAGGAGCUUCAUCACUGGGAGAAGAACACAGACCUUCAUGGCACAGGUCAGUCAAGGUAUCUGGGUGCAGCAUUGCACCCUGGCUCAUUAUACUAACACUUGUCUUCACCAGUAUUGCAGAAGCAGUGACCGAUACGCACCAGUGCAGAUGAUGUAGUCAUUAAGCAUCCUUGGAAGAAGCAUGCUGUAGAUCCUGGUGCAGUCUUCUGUGAUUUAUUUGACGUGAGCUGCUGAUAGAUAGCCUGCAGUGUGCUGGGAUGUUUCACCCUGCCCUUAGAGAUUAGACGCUUUCUUCAGAGGGAGCAAGGUAUGAGGAAGAAGGUGCUUUUUCACAGAGCCAACAAAACAGAAGGAACAAAUGGAAUGAAUUACAAAUUUUGAAAGUUGUCGCUGGGGUUAAUCUACCAUUGGAAGAGCUCUACCUUGCCCCCUCGUCACCUCUUCUGCACUGAACUGGGAAUACCAUGAUGGCAGAGAAGAGGAACAGAGAACAGAGAAAAGGUAUAAAGGACAUGAACUUGAUUGACAUCCUUUGGAGGCAAGAUAUAGACCUUGGGGCAAGGCGUGAAGUUUUUGAUUUUAGUCAACGACAGAAGGAGUAUGAACUCGAGAAACAGAAGAAACUUGAAAAGGAAAGACAAGAGCAGCUCCAGAAAGAGCGGGAGAAAGCCUUGCUGGCUCAGCUGGUGCUAGACGAGGAGACAGGUGAAUUUGUUCCAGCUCAGCCUGUUCAGCACAUUCAGUCAGAAAACGCUGAACCACCAAUUGCUUUUUCGCAGAGCACAGAUACUUCAAAACCAGAAGAGGCCUUAUCCUUUGAUGACUGCAUGCAGCUCUUGGCAGAAGCAUUCCCGUUUAUAGAUGACGAUGAGGCUUCUCCAUCUGCAUUUCAGUCACUGGUUCCUGAUCAGAUUGGUAGUGACCCAGUCUUCGUUUCCUCUAAUCAAACUCACCCACCUGACUCACCUGGUAUAGUUCCACUUACUGAUGCGGAAAAUAUGCAGAACAUAGAGCAAGUUUGGGAAGAGUUACUGUCCCUUCCAGAGUUACAGUGUCUAAACAUUGAAAAUGACAACCUGGCUGAAGUAAGCACAAUCACAAGCCCUGAAACCAAGCCAGCGGAGAUGCACAACAGCUACAAUUACUACAACUCAUUACCUACCAUGAGAAAAGAUGUUAACUGUGGUCCAGAUUUCCUGGAGACUAUCCAGGGCCCUUUUUCCGGCAUUUUGCAGCCAGAAGACAGCAGCCAGCUGAGCGUGAACUCUUUAAAUAACACAUUGACUUCGAGCUCUGAUUUCUGUGAGGAUUUCUAUACCAGCCUUAUUUGUGCAAAGGGAGACAGUGACACAGUAACGACAAACAGUGUCAGUCAAUCACUUGCAGAUAUUUUAAGUGAACCUAUUGAUCUUUCUGAUUUCCCGCUGUGGAGAGCUUUUAAUGAUGACCGCUCAGGAACUGUACCAGAAUGUAAUGAUUCUGACUCUGGUAUUUCACUGAAUGCAAAUUCUAGUAUAGCAUCACCCGAACACUCAGUUGAAUCAUCUACCUGUGGAGAUAAGACUUUUGGUUGUAGUGAUUCUGAAAUGGAAGACAUGGACAGUUCUCCUGGAAGCGUGCCACGGAGCAAUGUCAGUGUGUACUCAUUGCAGUUCCCUGAUCAAGUACUUCCUCCUGUGGAGCCAGGCACUCAAACACCCAGCUUGCAACAUAUGAACACACCAAAGAAAGACCCUCCUGCAGGCCCAGGCCACCCUAAAGCUCCAUUCACAAAAGAUAAACCUUCGGGCCGUCUUGAAGCUCAUCUCACGAGAGAUGAGCAAAGAGCAAAAGCUCUGCAAAUCCCUUUUCCGGUGGAAAAAAUCAUCAAUCUCCCCGUUGAUGACUUCAAUGAAAUGAUGUCUAAAGAGCAGUUCAACGAAGCCCAGCUUGCACUUAUUCGAGAUAUACGCAGGAGAGGCAAGAAUAAAGUGGCUGCUCAAAAUUGCCGUAAGAGAAAACUGGAAAACAUAGUGGAACUGGAGCAAGAUUUGAGUCACCUAAAAGAUGAGAGAGAGAAAUUGCUUAAAGAAAAAGGAGAGAACGACAAAAGCCUUCGUCAAAUGAAAAAGCAGUUAACCACCUUAUAUGUUGAGGUCUUCAGCAUGCUACGUGAUGAAGAUGGAAAGUCUUACUCUCCUAGUGAAUACUCAUUGCAGCAAACUAGAGAUGGCAAUAUCUUCCUUGUUCCUAAAAGCAGAAAGGCAGAGACUAAACUUUGAAGAGCAGCAUAGCUGGCUAGCGUUCUCCGAGUUACUAUUUUUGUAUCGUUAUCCUAAUAGCUUUUACUGUGAGGUGAAAUGCAGAAUUAGGUAAUAUUUUUCUAGUAAUUCUAUGCAAUGAUGAUUUGAAAGUUAAUUAUUAAGUUUAUGAAAGGUUCAAGUUCAAAACUAAUAGUGUAAUGCAGAUGUAUGUACGCAAAAAUUGUAAUCUCACUUUUAUAACAGGCCUUUCCUUCUUUUAGCACCACUUUAACUAGUUUCCAUACAUGUGUAAAUAUUUAAAGAUACCGUAUUUAUAUACUGUUCUUAUCUCCUGUUAUAUUCAUAUCUUUGAUACGUAUAAGAAUAAUUCUAGCCUUCCAAAUAUAAUUUCUUGCAAGACAAACAGUAUGGCUUCUUACUUUUUUGUAAGAAAAAAAAGCAAUAGUGUUUGUUUCUUAUGCAUUUAUACGUGCUUUAUAUUUAAUAUAUGAUUUUUAUUUAGUGUCAAGCUGAUACUUAUUGUUUGAUUUUGAUUCAUCUUACCACUUCAUUAAACUUUUUAUUAUUGUUAUUUUUUUACUUCAUAGGCAGUGAUUUCCCUAAAACAGGUUAUGUGCUGAUUCAGAUAUCCUCACUGGUUUUCCAAGGAUAAGACUUCUUGCCACUAAUAUGCUUAAUAAGCAGAGAUGUAUCACACCGCAUUGUCAGCAUUAUUAAUGUUCACCGUAAAUUUAACUGCCAUUUGGAAGGAUUGUGUAACAAAUUUGUUUCAAGCCUAUGCUAAGUUUAUAUAAUUUGUUUUGCUCUCAGAACACUAUUUAUAAGCUCAUGAUGAGAUAGAUCUUUUCCUCCAAAGGCAUUAGAAUCUGUUGAUUAAAAACAUUGUCAGCAUUAUGUAUUUUUCCGACUAAUAAAUUCUGUAUACUUUUCAGUAAUUUUUCUCAAAAUUCUUUAUGCAUCUCUGACUGAUCAGCAGGCAUCAUUUGUCACUGCUGUUCUGUUUGAGGUCAUGGAAAAAGACAUCCCAACAGCCGAGCAAAGCGCUCUUGGGAACCUGUGCUCAGUUUGUUGAAAAAAUGUUGUGAUGUUUGAAGUUAUAAGAGAUGAAAAAUUGGGCAAAUAAAUUGCAGUGUUUCAUUUACUCUUC
Molecule: messenger RNA, 4105 nt
Organism: Numida meleagris (helmeted guineafowl)
Lineage: Eukaryota; Metazoa; Chordata; Aves; Galliformes; Numididae
Gene: NFE2L2
Product: nuclear factor, erythroid 2 like 2
Exons: 7
Coding region: 1180-2976 (598 amino acids)
Biological process (GO): regulation of transcription by RNA polymerase II; cellular response to oxidative stress
Cellular component (GO): nucleus
Molecular function (GO): DNA-binding transcription factor activity, RNA polymerase II-specific; RNA polymerase II cis-regulatory region sequence-specific DNA binding
Source: RefSeq, a predicted model, not a curated record